Molecule: messenger RNA, 1337 nt
Organism: Danaus plexippus (monarch butterfly)
Lineage: Eukaryota; Metazoa; Arthropoda; Insecta; Lepidoptera; Nymphalidae
Product: protein phosphatase 1 regulatory subunit 42-like
Exons: 6
Coding region: 93-1166 (357 amino acids)
Molecular function (GO): protein binding
Source: RefSeq, a predicted model, not a curated record
CGUUUAAUAACAAUCUGACGCGCUCAUUUUGAAAAUGUUUGAUCAAUGUUUAUCUUUUUAAAAACAAACGCUUGGUUAUUUCAAAUGAAAUUAUGGCUACUAGUAAAGUUAAACUCCUGAACGAGGAACAAAAUGAAGAAAGCUUACGAAAGCAAGCUAAGAAAAUGGUAAAACAAAAGAAUAUGUCUAACAAGAGGCCAACUCAUUUAUUUAUGCAUGAAAAAUGUCUCACGGAAAUUCAAAAACCGAAGGAACCCAACCACAUUAUUUAUGCCUAUUUUCAUAAUAACCAGAUUACGAAGAUAACAAAUUUAAAUUUCCUUUACAAUUUAACCCAUUUGCACUUGCAAUCUAACAAAAUAACAAAAGUUGAGGGUCUGGAUAAUUUAACAAAAUUAAAGAAGAUAUAUCUUGGGGACAAUAAAAUAAGUGUUAUAGAAAAUUUAGAUAAAUUAAAAUAUUUAGAAGAGUUGCAUGUUGAAAAACAAUGUCCGGAGAAUUCAGACCCUCUCUGCUUUGAGCCAAGAAGUAUAAUAGCAAUAGGGGCCUCCUUGAGAAUUUUAAACGUUUCUGAAAACAAAAUAGCAGACAUGUCUUGGGCUAAGCCUCUUCGACGUCUCGAAGUUCUUAUCGCAAAGAAAAAUAAUUUAGACAAUGUUGAGGCUACAGCAGACAGCUUAUGCAGCCUUAUAUCUUUAGUCGAGAUAAACUUUAUCGAUAAUCCGAUGACCAAAAAGCAUCGAUAUAAGGAAAUUAUAAUAGCGCGAUGUGCACCUUUGCGCGUUUUAGACAGUGUCGUUAUUCACAACACAUCCAGAACAUUCCUUCAAAAUUUCGACAAAGUAGUUCGUUUACGCCAGUUAAACGUUAAAAACAAAAUAAAAAUGUCACGACAAGGACUCGAUGAUUUCUUCGAGUUGAAUAUGUUGCCUGGACCGAAGGCUCAGAGUGCUAUGUCUAUAUCAGAAUUUUCUAAUCAAAAACCGAGGAUUUCAGCCAUAGACUCCACUUAUACUUUCAUGCCAAGAGCCUUUUGGCGUAACAGGACUGCACCUCUUCGUGACACAAUUCUGCCGUUGGAGCCACCUCCAAUGCCAAAAGAACCUUCGAAAGCCUCACCCGCCAAGGGCAUAUUGAAAAAACCCAUGCCAAUGAAAUAUAUUUGAUUAUGCCAACGCUUUUGUUCUAGUUUUUGUAAUAUUUUGUAAAAAUUUUCGAAAUUUUUUUUUGCACUUUUUAAAUCUAAAAUUAUUGCAAUGGAAAUAUAGUUAUAUCUUUUUAAACAACUUAAUUGUAUUUUUAUUUUUUUUAUGAGUCAUCUAAUAAGAAGGUUUUGU